GUAAUCCCCGACAGUAUCGCACACCGGAGUGGUCUCCAUGAGGGCGACCUAUUGGUGAGGAUCGGGAACAUAACACUCAAAGGCCUCACCCAUGAAGAGGUUCAGGAGAUAAUCCUCCGAUGCAUGAGUACUAUCGACUUGUUUAUAAUCAGGUAA
This is a messenger RNA of Medioppia subpectinata, 156 nucleotides long. The record is from the annotation of a GenBank genome assembly. Lineage: Eukaryota; Metazoa; Arthropoda; Arachnida; Sarcoptiformes; Oppiidae.